This is a messenger RNA of Acanthosepion pharaonis, 471 nucleotides long. NCBI's taxonomy places the organism in Eukaryota, Metazoa, Mollusca, Cephalopoda, Sepiida, Sepiidae. The record is from the annotation of a GenBank genome assembly.
AUGAAGCCAUCUCUUCUCUCUAUAAAGACAUCUGUGAACCUCUCCAUAAAGCCAUCUCUUCUCUCUAUAAAGACAUCUAUGAAGCCAUCUCUUCUCUCUAUAAAAGACAUCUAUGAAGCCAUCUCUUCUCUCUAUAAAGACAUCUAUGAAGCCAUCUCUUCUCUCUAUAAAAGACAUCUAAAGCCAUCUCUUCUCUCUAUAAAGACAUCUAUGAAGCCAUCUCUUUCUCUCUAUAAAGACAUCUAUGAAAAGCCAUCUCUUCUCUCUAUAAAGACAACUAUGAAGCCAUCUCUUCUCUCUAUAAAGUCAUCUAUGAAAGCCAUCUCUUCUCUCUAUAAAAGACAUCUAUGGAAAACCAUCUCUUCUCUCUAUAAAGACAUCUAUGAAGCCAUCUCUUCUCUCUAUAAAGACAACUAUGAAGCCAUCUCUUCUCUCUAUAAAGACAUCUAUGAAGCCAUCUCUUCUCUAUAA